Molecule: messenger RNA, 1422 nt
Organism: Clavispora lusitaniae ATCC 42720
Lineage: Eukaryota; Fungi; Ascomycota; Pichiomycetes; Serinales; Metschnikowiaceae
Product: metalloendopeptidase
Biological process (GO): DNA repair
Cellular component (GO): nucleus
Molecular function (GO): metallopeptidase activity
Source: RefSeq, a predicted model, not a curated record
AUGGUCGUUGAAGCGCCGCCAAGUAAGCCGAAUCCCAACGGCCCGAAUCGGCCCUCACCCGUUUCCAACAUCACCAAAAUCUCCAGCUUAAAGAGAUAUCCAGAUCGAGACUAUGCUUUAGACCUUCUCCAUCAAAUAGCCAAGUCUGUCGGGCCCAUAAUACACCAGUAUAAAUUUAAAGUGGGUCUAUUGUGUGAAAUGUACCCAAAAAGCGACGCGCUUCUUGGGUUGAACGUGAACAAGGGUCAGAAAAUCCUCAUUCGUCUUCGGAAACCGUACAACUCGCGUGAGUUCUAUCCCAUGAGUGACUUGAUCGGCACUUUUCUUCACGAACUCACUCACAAUAUUCACGGCCCACAUGACGCUAAAUUCUAUGCUUUAUGGGAUGAGUUGAGAGAAAAGUACGAAAGCGGCAGUAUAGGCCUCAGUAGUAACUAUGUGUGUGAAGAAAACAGGUUGGGCGCGGGGUUCACGGCCCCAUGGAGUACGCCCAAGACUAUUAGAGAAAAACGGCUAGAAGCGCUUUCAAAGGGCAAAUACAAGGCCGAGUCUCGCCGGUUGGGUGGUGCUAAACCAUCAGGUGAGAAUCUACGAAGUACAUUGUUAAAAGCUGCGAAUCGGAGAUUGAAGGACUCAAAAUGGUGCCCUCUGGCUGAUUUGGAAAAACUAAAUUUGGAUGAUAUUGAGCAUCCUGAUACUAUCGAGAAGUUUAAAGAAGUGAUAGACCUCACAAAAGAGCAGAAUGAGGACGACUCAGAAGAGAUUGAAAUCAUUGAAGUGGACGCUUGUGAGGCUGAUUCUACUUCAUCCAAUAAAGUAAAGGGUUCGCAACUGUGGGCAAGUGUGUUGAGGCCACCCCUUAACGAAGCUUCUUUUGAGGUAAAGCCUCCCAUUAACAACAGACCCGAAAUACAAUACAGAAGAUCCAACUCCCCAGGAAAGACGUUCAUUAGUCAGGGAGAUAUCUACCCUCGUCGCAAAUUGGUAGCGGACAUGGAUUUUGAUGAGAUAAUUAAGAAAGGUGAAUUGAUCCAACAAGCCACACAAGAACCAUCACAUCCAAAGACGAUUGAAAACCGAACAAAGAAACUGCCACAUCCCGAGGAGUUCCUAGAGCCUAAAAGGAGAGUACGGUUUCUGGAGUCCGGUCAUGAUCCUACUCUAGACGAAGGUACUGGGCCUACGAAAGAUAGUAAUCCCACCACUGUCAUUACUGGACAUGGGCAAUCAAAUGUGGCCCUGGAGGAAGAAAAGAAACCGGGCAAAGGUAAGACCGUUCGAAGCAAAAUGACCGCCCUGUCGAAGAAAAAAGAGAGCCACGCAAAACGGAAAAUUCCAAAAAAACAUACCGAAGUCCAGUCCGAUAUUCGGAGUAAAAAAAAAGUCCGCUCUAUAACUUUUGACGAAAUAUUGGGCAAAUGA